Molecule: messenger RNA, 6109 nt
Organism: Magallana angulata
Lineage: Eukaryota; Metazoa; Mollusca; Bivalvia; Ostreida; Ostreidae
Exons: 3
Coding region: 200-6109 (1969 amino acids)
Biological process (GO): DNA integration
Molecular function (GO): nucleic acid binding
Source: RefSeq, a predicted model, not a curated record
AUCCGUGUGUUGUGAUUUGUGGAAUUCAGUGUGUCUCGUGCGGUUCGUGAGGAAACACAGUACAAGAAACAUCAGUGACUGUCAAUCUUUUUCAUGUUUUAGACCACAAUGGAUUAUUACCACUGUCUAUCGUCUAAAUAAAACUAUAAAAAAACGAUGGUAGAAGCGUUACAGUAAUAAUCCAUUCCCAUAUUUCAACAUGGCGUCAGCAGAUAAAUCGAACCCACAAGAAACCGUCGUCGACGGAGAUCACGAAGAAAAGGACCAAAAUCAGACAGCUGAACAAACUGAACCUGAACCUGAACGUACGGAAGACGAAAAACGUGUAAGAACUCUUACUAACAAAGGUAAAGAACUUUACGAAAAUGAAGUACAGAAAUAUUCUGCAAAAAUUGACAAAAUAUGGAAUGAUAUAGAAAAUAUUCCAAGUGAAAUUGAAAACAUUGGUAACGAUAUCAAAGCACUACGUGCUCUGGCUUCCAAUCUUGAUGACAUGGGAAAAAGAUAUGAAAAAAAAAAUAAAAUGUUUUUCGAAUACCUUACUCGAACCAAUACAUCUGAAAGCCAAAAGGAGUUGGACUCCCAGAAGGCUACCUUUGACAAAGGAAAAGAUAUUAUUCAGAAUUUAAGAAAAAGAAUCCGGGAUUCUCGCAUGGAAAUCACUGAAAGUGUCUCAAAGAGUUCACAAGGAACUAUGUCAUCUAGUGUUAGUUCAAUGUUAUUCAAGAAGCGCAUGGAAGCAGAAUCACAACGUGCAAAUGUUCAGUUCCGUGAAAAAGAACUAUCUCUUUUAAAACAGAAAGCAUCCCUCAGAGAAAUGGAAGCUAAACGUCAAGCUGAAAAUGAAAGGAAAAAAGCAGAACUAGAGGCCACUCAUCAAUUUUUAGAAGAGGAGCGUAAAGCUGCUGUGGCGGAAGCAGAAGUACGAGCAUUACAGAAUUUUGAUACAGAUAGUAAACAGAGGUCCAUCAUACCAAAACACAUUGAUACCCCAGUUAACCGUAAUCAGUACACUGCUCGUUAUAUCAAUGAUCACAGUGAUGACAAAUUUGACAUUGAUCCCUUUUCAACCUGUGAUUCAGAAAGUGUUUUUUCACAAACUAACCAUGAAAAGUCAAACAACAAAGAGACUCCGACUAUUCAAAAAUCUAUAUUGAGAGAAUUAUCAAGUCAAAAUGUAAAAACUCCUGAAAGUCCAACUGUUGUGAGUGAUCUUACAAGAUUUUUACUCAAGAAAGAUUUGUUGUUCUCAAGAUUCUCACAUUUCAACGAUAAACCAGAAACAUUCACUACAUGGAAAACUAGCUUCAAGAGCAUUACUGAAGAAUUACAAGUUACCCCAUUUGAAGAGAUGGAUUUAUUGGUGAAAUUCCUGGGUCCUGAAUCCUCCAAAUUUGCAGCUAGUAUCAGAACAGCAAAUACAACAUAUCCAAAGAGAGGACUUGAAAGAAUUUGGUCAAGACUUCAAGAACGUUAUGGAAGCCCGGAGUUAGUUGAAUCUGCAUUGAAAACAAAACUCAGAGAUUUUCCCAGAAUUACCAAUCGAGACAGUAAACGACUAUACGAGUUAGUGGACAUUUUAGCAGAAAUUGAGGCUAUCAAAGAAGAUCCAAACUAUUCCGCAUUGUUGUCAUACUUUGAUUCAUCGUCCGGAAUCAACCCAAUUGUAAAUAAACUACCGUUCAACAUUCAAGAAAAGUGGACAAUGCGUGCCUCAAACUAUAAAACCAAAAAGAGUGUUCCAUACCCACCAUUUUCAUAUUUUGUUGAAUUUUUACAAGAAAUGAGCAAGAUCCGUAAUGAUCCGGGAUUUCAGUACGAAGCAUCCUCGAGUGCUCCUACACCAAACCAGUACAGGAAAACAAAAAAUACUACAGUUCUAUCAUGCAAAACUGAAGUGGAACCCAACAGAAAUUUAGACUACAGAGGGCAAAAGUGGUGUCCUAUUCAUAAUGCUAACCAUAGUCUUAAGGACUGUAAAACAUUUCGCUAUAAACCAUUAUCAGAAAGAAAAACAAUCCUUAAAAAUUCGGGUUUGUGUUUCCGAUGCUUGGACUGGAAUCACCUAGCUCGAGAUUGCAGAACAGUCGUGAAAUGUGAGUACUGUGAUAGUGAAAAUCAUCACACUGCACUUCAUGAUGACCGAUUCAGUCGUCAAGACCAAUAUAAGGAGACAACUUACCAAACGAAAGUUGAUGUGCAGAAAAAGUGUACUGUGGUAUGUGGAAUGAACUUUGAAGGCAAAUCAUGCUCGAAAACUAUUCUUGUUAAUGUUUAUCCAACAGAUAAUCCAUCCGACAAAAAAUCUAUGUACGCGAUCAUAGAUGAUCAGAGCAGUAGAACUCUUGCACGCUCAGAUUUCUUCAAUAUGUUUGAUAUACCUACCGACUCUGUGACUUACACAUUGUCAUCGUGUAGUGGUUCUGUGACACUUAGUGGGAGAUGUGCAUCAAACUUUACCGUGGAACCAAUUUCAGAAGGAAGUCCGGUCUAUUUACAUUCAGUGAUAGAAUGUGAUGACAUUCCCAACUGCAGAGAAGAAAUUCCCACACCAAACAUAGCACGUGCUCAUUCUCAUCUAGCAGAUUUAGCUACCGACUUACCAGAAUUAAACGAAAAUGCAGAAAUUCUCUUACUAAUUGGAAGAGAUCAUCCAGAUGCUCAUCACGUGUUGACGCAGAAAACUGGACCUUCUGGAAGAAGUUCAACCUUUCUACCAUGUCCAGCCUACAUGAAAGUGUCAGAAGUUAGAAAUAAUUUGUAUGAUACAUCAAACGAGGAAAUCAUAACUUCUGAUAUCUUUGUGAGAACACCCGAUGAUGAUCAACCUGGCCUAUCAGUGAAUGACAGAGAAUUCAUGAAGAUCAUGGAUAGUGAAUGUUACAGAGAUGAAAAUGGGUCCUGGACCGCACCUCUUCCAUUUAAAACAGAUCGAAAAAGACUUCCCAACAACCGUGAACUAGUUAUGAAGAGAACUUUAUCAUUCUUAGCAUCUUGUAAGAAGAACCCUUUGAAAAUGGAACAUUCAAUUUCUUUUAUGGAGAAAGUAUUUUCCAAAGGACAUGCAGAAAUAGCACCAGUACUUAAAAACGAAGAAGAGUGUUGGUAUCUUCCUAUAUUUGGAGUUUACAACCCCAAAAAACCAAACCAAAUACGCAUGGUUUUUGAUUCGUCCGCAACAUUCCAAGGACAAUCCCUUAACUCCAUUUUGUUAAGCGGUCCAGAUUUAACUAACAGUCUUCAUGGAGUACUGUUAAGAUUCAGAAAGGAGAAAAUAGGAGUGACAGGUGACAUUGAACAAAUGUUCCAUUCAUUCAAAAUUCGAGAAGAUCACAGGAACUUUGUUCGCUUUAUUUGGUUUCAAGACAAUGAUCCCACACUACCACUAACGGAAUACCGGAUGUGUGUUCAUCUCUUUGGUAAUUCACCAUCUCCGGCAGUAGCAACCUAUUGUUUAAGACGAUGUGUUCAAGAGAGAAGAGACUGUGACCCAAGAGUAUGUGAAUUUGUAAACCGAAAUUUCUAUGUCGAUGAUGGUCUCGUAUCUUAUGCAGAAGAAGACGAAGCAUUGGAAAUCUUACAGAGUACGCAAACUAUACUUAAAGAGGAAGGGAACUUGAACUUUCAUAAAUUUGCGUCGAACAGUCCACAAGUCAUGGAUAAACUUCCUCCAAAAGAUAGGGCGAAAGACUUAGGGGAUGUGAAUUUAGACUUUCAUCAAAUACCUUUACAGCGAAGUCUGGGACUCGCGUGGAAUUUAAAGUCAGAUACGUUUACAUUUCAAUUCGUACCAAAAGUCAAGGACUUUUCACCUACAAAGAGAGAUAUUCUUUCAUGUUUGAACAGCCUAUAUGAUCCACUUGGAUUUAUAGCACCUGUGAUUUUGCAAGGCAGAUUCAUAUUUCGGGAAGUGAUCAACUUACCUAUUGGUUGGGAUGACAUUGUUCCAUUGAAAAUUGCAAACAGAUGGAGAACUUGGUGUAAUUCCCUGUAUCAUUUGUCAAACAUACAAAUUUCGAGAAACAUUGUUCCAACUACAUUUAAAGAUAGUGUUCGUACAGAGAUGCACGUAUUCUCAGACGCAUCAGAGAAAGCAGUUUGUGCAGUAGCUUACCUGCGUGUGAUCUCCAACAAAGGACAAACUUACCAUGGACUAUUAACAGGAAAGUCGAAAUUAUCACCUCAACACAGUAACACUAUUCCCAGACUAGAGUUAUGUGCAGCAGUUUUAUCAACAGAAAUUGCAUCAUUUGUGUUAAAAAAUAUUGACACAACCAUUCAUGAAGUGAAAUUUUUUACAGAUAGUCGCAUAGUCCUUGGAUACAUCCAUAAUCAAACGAGGCGUUUCCAUACUUACGUCGCCAAUCGUGUCCAGCGUAUCCGUCAACAUUCAGAUCCAGAACAAUGGAAUUAUAUUUCUACCGAAGACAAUCCUGCAGAUGUCGGAAGCAGAGGAGUCCUAGCAAACGAAUUAACACAAAGCCUGUGGUUUCAAGGACCUAGUUAUUUACAAAUUGACAAAACAGAAAAAGAAGACUAUUCUCUUGUCAACCCAGAUAAUGACAGUGAAAUCAAAAAUGUGAAUGUCAUCUCGCAAAAAAUGUGUAUAAAAACUUUUGAAGUGUACAAGAAAAUAGAGAAAUUUUCCUCCUGGACGUCUAUGGUUAGAGCUUUUACUGUUCUUAGAAGAGCUGUUAGGAAGAAGCUUAACCUACCUCCCUUGGACACUGUGCACAUGAACCGUGCUACCGAACUAUUCCUAGUGAAAUCAUGUCAGAAUACUACAUUUGCUGCUGAAAUCUCAAAUCUUGCUGGUAACAAACCUGUACCCAAAGAUAGCUGUUUACGAUAUCUGGAUCCUUACCUUCAUGAUGGAAUCAUACGACUAGGAGGAAGAGUUCGUACUGGAGAUGCUCUAUCCAAUGAACAUGGUCCAAUCAUCAUCCAUGGGAAAACCCACCUAGCUCGCCUUCUUGUUCAACGAUGUCAUGAAACUAUUAAACACCAGGGGAGACAUUUGACGGAAGGAAUUGUUCGUUCAUCUGGAUAUUGGGUAAUUGGAGGGAAAAGAUUGAUUUCAUCAAUCAUACAUUCGUGUGUAAUCUGCAGAAAACUCAGACGUGAAUUAGAACAUCAGAAGAUGGGAAAUCUUCCGGAAUGUCGUACAAGACCAUCCCCUCCAUUUACCUAUGUAGGCGUUGACGCCUUUGGACCAUGGGAGAUUACUACGCGUAAGACAAGGGGCGGAUCAGUGAACAGUAAACGUUGGGGAAUCUUAUUCACAUGUCUGACAUGUCGUGCCGUGCAUAUUGAACUAGUAGAAGAUAUGUCAUCACCUACUUUUAUCAAUGCUUUGAGAAGAUUUGUAGCCAUCCGGGGAAAAGUAGCAGAAUUCCGUUCUGAUAGAGGGACAAAUUUUGUUGGUAGCACAGAUGCUCUAGGGAUCGCUGCAGUCAACGUAGAAAGUUUAUCGAUGAAAAAUUUUCUUACCAACAAUGGAUGUACUUGGAUCUUCAACCCUCCCCAUUCUUCCCAUAUGGGAGGAGUGUGGGAGAGGAUGAUUGGAAUGACCCGACGCAUAUUGGACUCUAUGUUCCUUAAGGAAUCAAAGAAAAAUCUUACCCAUGACGUAUUGAACACCCUCAUGGCGGAAGUUGCAGCAAUCAUAAACAGCCGACCUAUAGUGCCUGUAUCAACAGACCCAUCUCAACCCUCUGUGUUAUCUCCAUACACUCUAUUAACACAGAAGACCGAAUUGGACGUUGGACCUUUUGAACAUUUCGAUAUUAAGGACAUGUAUAAAUCUCAUUGGAAAUAUGUCCAGAUCUUGGCUAACCAAUUCUGGAAAAAGUGGCAUUCCCAAUAUCUACAGUUGUUGCAAUCUAGACGGAAAUGGAUAGACCCUCGAAACAACCUUGCUGAAGGCGACGUCAUACUAUUGAAAGACCAAGACUCUCCCAGAAAUGAAUGGCCGAUGGGUAUCGUACAGCGUGUGUUCCCGAGUGAAGACGGACGAGUGCGUAAAAUCGAAAUACGUGUCGUAAAAAAUGGCCGUGUCGUUACAUAUGUGAGACCAGUUACAGAGACUGUUCUGCUGUUUGUACCGUAA